CUCUCUCGUCCAAUCAGGUACGUCGAACGGUUUUACCAGUGUGCCGGACGUUAGGGGUUGCAUUCGCUUAGCACAACGUGUAUUUCCGACCAACACUUAAAGGUUUUACAGUUUAGAUACGAUGGGUCGACGCAAGUCAAAAAGAAAGCCUCCUCCUAAGAAAAAGAUGACUGGGGACCUGGAAUCUCAGUUCACCUGCCCCUUCUGCAACCACGAGAAGUCAUGUGAUGUUAAAAUGGAGAGAAGCAGAAAUACUGGGAUAAUAUCGUGUUCUGUGUGUUUGGAAGAGUUCCAAACUCCCAUCACUUAUCUGUCAGAGCCGGUGGACGUGUACAGCGAUUGGAUAGACGCCUGCGAGGCAGCCAACCAGUAGUCCUCAUCCAGCUGGAGGCAUCGCGUGAACGUGGAGAGGAUGAGCAUGUGGAUGAAGGGGGUGCACCCACUUGGAGCGAGUCAGAACAUAAUUGAGACCUUCAAUUAUGUUAUUGACAGAUUUUUAUGGUCUUUAGAGAUUUACAGCACAGAAAUGCUCAGAAGUAUUUCUCUAAUUGAAGAGUUUUUCUCUCCCUAAGAAAGGUUGUGACCCAUAGCUCCACAUUGACUUAGGAUGUGUUCCAUCAUUUUUCCCUUUGCUGCGUUGCCUGUUUUAUCUUUAGAUCUUAUUUUUUUUGUAAUAGUUUCUUAGAUCUCUUGGAUUCAAGUUUUUAGGUUCUGGUUUUUAGCUUACAAUAGUUGUCCAUGUCAGGCUGUGGUAAAGUUAAGUAGACCUAGACAAACAUGCUUUUAUUUUGUAGAUCUAUGGCCAAAUUGAUAUCACUGUUUUAAUUGUUGCAAAAAGUGAAUUUUGACUGCAUUCAUUUUUGAUUAAAGGUCGCUAGAGUGCAGUGCUCAAACUGAUUUUCCAGACAGCAGAUUCUAUUAGUUUCAUUUAAAAGUGUUGACUGCACCAAAACUGCAUGAAAGAAUCCGAAUUUCACUCAGUGGGAAACAAACACUCGUCAGACAAGUUGAGGAAAAGUAACUUUUUAUUUGUUGGUCACUUAGAUAUGCAAUAACUAAAUAGAAACAUUUAACUGAAGCAAUAUAUAAACAGGUGAUCACGCAAAGGGGUCUGAUGCAAAACGAUGAUACACAUCAAAGAAUACAGAAAAUAUGAUUCAUUUUUGCUAAAUUAUUAUACAAAUGUGACAUUUUUAAAACAUUUAAGCAGUAUUUUUGUAUAUGGUCAUGCUGUUUCUCUAUUCCCUUUGCUAAACGCUGUUUGUCCUCAUGACCUCACCUUGAUUUUAAAGUUCAAAAUGUUACCACUUGUGUACAUUCAGACUACAAUUGCAUUCAGACAGUCUGCAUAUUUUGUGUCAAUUAUAAAAUCAUGACAGACGGGGGCUUCUCAGGGUGAAUGUUGAUGCAUUUUAGGUCACCAAUAAAGCUGGAUUAAGUCAUGCGCUGCAAUUACUUUAAGCAUCUCAAAUAAAAGCAGCAAUUGAUCCUAGUCUUUUGUGCAAGUGUGAAACAAUCCAUACUGUUGGUUGUCAGUGAAGCGCUGCCCUGCUGCUUUUAUUCAUGAUUACUAGAAACCCUCUGUGUCCUCAGACUAUUGUAUCAACUUCUAGAUCAUCCCACAAUAGAAAGUAGCAGAAAAAUGGACGGGGUUUAUGCUGAGCUUCUGAAUUGUUCAUACUCCAUUGAGCUUCUGGUGUGAUUGCAUAUUACCAUGUAAUGAAAUAACCAUUUGAAAGAGGGAUUAAUGAUUUUUAACAACCAUGCAUGUACAGAAGUGCACACUUUGUAAUCUUAAUUAACACUUUAAUGCUAUUUUCCUACAAGAGCGACAUCAAACGAAGCUCGCUUGUAAACAUAUAACUUCAAUUUUCAUCAAA
Messenger RNA from Oryzias latipes (Japanese medaka), 1880 nucleotides. NCBI's taxonomy places the organism in Eukaryota, Metazoa, Chordata, Actinopteri, Beloniformes, Adrianichthyidae. The record is from RefSeq and is a predicted model, not a curated record.